Messenger RNA from Bombina bombina (fire-bellied toad), 11532 nucleotides. RefSeq names its product flavin-containing monooxygenase 5. The coding region runs from base 147 to 1748 and encodes 533 amino acids. Lineage: Eukaryota; Metazoa; Chordata; Amphibia; Anura; Bombinatoridae. The record is from RefSeq and is a predicted model, not a curated record. Gene Ontology annotation, molecular function: NADP binding; N,N-dimethylaniline monooxygenase activity; flavin adenine dinucleotide binding. The transcript has 9 exons.
UGCAGAGUGGCUGCUUCACCCUUUCAUAAAAAAAAAAGGAAUGUGCAAGUAAAGGAAGUUCCGGGUACUUGAUUUGCAUUAGACUAAGAGGAGGCUGUGGAGCUGUAACUCUUAAUGACACGGAGAGCUACAGUGGUGUGGGGACCAUGACAAAGACAGUUGCAGUGAUUGGAGCCGGCACCAGUGGUUUAGUCGCCAUUAAAUGUUGUCUCGAUGAAGGCCUGGAACCAACAUGCUAUGAAAAGACCGAUGACAUUGGUGGGCUCUGGAGAUACAAGGAUGACACAGAGGAAGACCGAGCCAGUAUCUACAGAUCUGUGAUCAUCAAUACCUCUAAGGAAAUGAUGUGUUAUAGCGAUUACCCCAUACCGGAUCAUUUCCCAAACUACAUGCACAACUCCAAAAUUAUGGACUAUUUCCGCAUGUAUGCCAAGGACUUCAACCUCCUGAAAUACAUCCAGUUUAAGACUAGUGUUCUCAUUGUCAAGAGGAGUGCUGAUUUCUCUACCACCGGUCAAUGGAUUGUCACUACGGAACGGGAAGGAAAGCAAGAGACAAGUAUCUUCAAUGCUGUGCUGAUUUGCAGUGGUCACCAUACAUUCCCCAACUUACCUCUAGAAUCUUUUCCUGGAAUAGAGAAAUAUAAGGGCCAUUACUUUCACAGUCGAGAAUAUAAGGCGCCUUAUGAAUAUCAAGGAAAAAGAGUCCUUGUGAUAGGGAUUGGGAAUUCUGGUGGCGAUAUUGCUGUGGAGCUGAGCAGGACGGCGCGACAGGUUUUCCUUAGCACUAGACGCGGUGCAUGGGUUUUGAAUCGUGUCGCUGAAAAUGGAUUGCCAGUAGACAUUACGAAGAUUACUCGCUUUUUAUUUCUCAUCCAGAAACUCCUGCCUCUCUCCGUGGUCAACAGUUAUUUAGAAAGCUUGCUAAACAAAAGAUUUAACCACAGUAAUUAUGGUCUGUUGCCACCGCACAGGUACUUCAGUCAACACCCAACUGUCAACGACGAUCUUCCUAACCGCAUCAUAUCAGGCCAAGUACAGGUCAGACCUAACGUUAAGGAGUUCAGAGAGAGAGAUGUGGUCUUUGAUGAUGGCACAGAGGAGAAAGAUAUUGACGCAGUUGUCUUUGCCACAGGAUACAGCUUUAAUUUUCCCUUCUGUGAAGAACCUGUCAUUAAAGUGCAAAGCAAUAGAGUCUCAUUGUAUAAGUACAUGUUCCCCCCUCAACUCGAGCGCAAUACACUGGCUGUAAUCGGACUCAUCCAACCCCUCGGUGCAAUUAUGCCAAUUUCAGAACUCCAGUGCCGUCUCGCAACUCGAGUCUUCAAGGGUUUGGUCAAACUGCCGACCUUAGACGAUAUGACGCGUGACAUCAAAGAGAAGAGGGAGGAGAUGGAAAAGAGAUAUGUUGUAAGCCAGCGCCACACCAUACAAGUAGACUACAUGGAAUAUAUGGAUGAGCUCUCAGAAAUUGUCGGGGUGAAGCCCAGUUUAUCACGACUGUUCUUCACAGACCCCAGGCUUGCAUGGGAGGUGCUGUUUGGCCCCUGCACUCCAUACCAGUAUCGUCUUAUGGGACCAGGCAAGUGGGAUGGAGCCAGAAAAGCUAUAUUAACCCAAUGGAGCCGCAUCAUCAAACCUACAAAGACGCGCGUCCUCGAUAAUCCAACACAGGGAAUCUCAGCAUUUCUGCUGCUAAAAAUCUGUACUGUUUUCAUUGUUUUAGCUGCUGUUUUUCUUCAGUUUUAAGCUGUUUAUAAACUUCUCUACGUACAGGGAUAUUCCAGAGAAAAAAAUACUUAUGUACUAAUAUAUACUAACACAAUCUUAUUAAAAAUUAGAAAUGAAAAUUGCUUAUAUAUUUUCACCAAUAAAGAAAGAAAAUUAAACAAUAAAGCACAAUUAUACAGUAGAACUUCAUAUUGCAAACAAUAAAGAAGUAGAAAAACAUUCUCAAAUAAAGUCCAACACUGACGUAUUAUUAUUAUUAGCAUUUACUUAAUGUGUAAACUUAAAGCACUGCCAAAUUCAGUAGCGCUGGUUCCAGAUUACAAGUGGAGAGGUAUUAAAUACUCCAGCUCGAGUUCAAACACAGCUAGAAGUCAGCUUUUUGCGCGUUGGGUAGCGCUUAUACUGAAAGUAAACAGUUUUUGCUUGCGCACUAACCUGAAGUGCGUAAAAAGCUGAACUUGGAAUAUCACAUGCACUCUAACAUAGACAUGGAAGUCAACAGACCAAAUAAAGUGUAAAAAAAACACCUUUCUCGCGCACAAACACGAUUGCAUAUUCUCAAGUGCUCUAACCCCGACAUGAAAAUAGAAAUUUUUCACAUUCCAAUGUUCUUCACAUAGAAUAAUAUGUUCUAUUUAUUCCUAAAUACAUAUUGCUACAUAUAAAUAUGAUUCUACAUGUUUUCAUUUACUUGACUGCAAAGGACUCAAAUGCACUUAUAUAUAUAUAUAUAUAUAUAUGUCUAUAUAUGUGUUCAUUUGUAUUUAUUUAUAUGUGUAGUAAUCCAGCACUCACACCUGGUGCCUGGUUUAAAGGAAAUAGCACUGUCCUCUUGGGUACAAAUGACAUAGCCUUGAUACAUUUAAACAGUCAGUUUUAUUUUCACUGUCCAAGUGCAGAUAACAGCAUUGUGUUUUAUAGCAGUUUAACAGUUUGAUCUCUUACUAACAUAAUUUUACAUCACUUAAUUAAAUGGGGUGGGGUAAACUAAACUAAACAAAACAUGCUGUUUUUAGCAAACUUACUUUUAUCAGCUUUUCUCAGUUCAGCUGCAAUGUGUGUCUCUCUCCAAGUCAGAAACACUGGUGUGUGUCUCUCUCUGUCUCUCUCUCUGUCUGUCUGUCUGUCUGUCUCUCUCUCUCUCUCUCUCUCUCUCUCUCUCUCUCUCUCUCUCUCUCUCUCUCUCUCUCUCUCUCUCUCUCUGUCUCUCUCUCUCUCUCUCCACCUAGCAGCUGAAAAAUAAAUUACCCUCCUUUAAUUAAACACAGGUGAGUAAAGAUCCCUUCCUGAUUGCUUACUCUCAGCUAUAGAAAACUGAGGAAUGGAACACUGGCCUACCCUCUCUCCAGUGUUCCACCCCAGGGACCCAAAAACACAGCAGCUUAAUUCCUAGCCACAUUUUACACAAUACAUUUUCCUGGGGUUUAAAAACUGAAUACACAUUUCUUUCAUGUAAUUGGCAAGAGUCCUUGAUCUAGUGACGUAUGGGAUAUAAAAUCCUACCAGGAGGGGCAAAGUUUCCCAAAUCUCAAAAUGCCUAUAAAUACACCCCUCACCACACCCACAAUUCAGUUUUACAAACUUUAAAAACUUUGCCUCCUAUGGAGGUGGUGAAGUAAGUUUGUGCUUGAUUUGUACGUUGAUAUGUGAAGGGAGUAUCACCUAUUGAAUGCAAUGGUUUUCCUCACGGGAGAUCUAUUUCAUAGGUUCUCUGUUAUCGGUCGUAGAGAUUAAUCUCCUACCUGCCUUUUCAGAUCGACGAUAUACUCUCAUAUUCCAUUACCUGUACAGAUAACCGUUUCAGUACUGGUUUGGCUAUCUGCUAUAUGUGGAUGGGUGUCUUUUGGUAAGUAUGUUUUCAUUACCUAAGACACUCUCAGCUAUGGUUUGGCACUUUAUGUAUUUAUAUCAAAUUCUAAAUAUAUUUAUUUGACAUGAUUCAGGUUUUUAAGUAUAUUUUCUUUUGCAGACUGUCAGUUUCAUAUCUGGGAAAUGCUUUUUUUUUUAGGAAAAAUGUAUUUCUUACCUGGGGUAUAGUCUCUUUUUUCAAAUUGACUGUCUUUUAAAUUCACAGGCAUAAUUAGGCUCGCGAGGGCGCAAAAUGCUAAAGUUUAUUGCGUCAUUCUUGGCAUGAGAUUUUUUUGGUGUGAAGUUACUAUGUUGAGGAAAAUUCAUCAUACUUGGCGCCAAAUAUUUUCAUUGUUUAAGACCCCAUUCCUAUAUGCCUCUUGCCUUUUUUCUCUAUCAGAGGGCUAUGCUGUUUGCAUUUUUUCCCAUUCCUGAAACUGCCAUAUAAGGAAAUUGAUAAUUUUGCUUUAUAUGUUGUUUUUUUUCUUACAUUUGCAAGAUGUCUCAAUCUGAUCCUGUCUCAGAAAUCACUGUUGGAACCGUGCUGCCUAAUAACAGUUCUACCAAAGCUAAGUGCAUUUGUUGUAAACUUGUGGAGAUUAUAUCUCCUGCUGUGGUUUGUAAUAGUUGUCAUGAUAAACUUUUACAUGCAGAGAAUGUAUCCAUCAGUAGUAGUUCAUUACCUCUUGCUGUUCCCUCAACAUCUGAUGCACAAGAUAUACAUGUAAAUUUAAAAUAAUUUAUUUCUGAUUCUAUUCAGAAGGCUUUGUCUGCAUUUCCGCCUUCUAAUAAACGUAAACGUAAAAAAACGUAAAAGGUCUUUUAAAACUUCUCAUAAAGUUGAUGAAAUUUCAAAUGACCGGCAACAUGCUGAAUUAUCCUUCUCUGAUGGGGAUCUAUCUGGUUCAGAAGAUCCUGCCUCAGAUAUUGACACUGACAAAUCUUCUUAUUAUUUAAAAUGGAGUAUAUUUAUUCUUUGUUAAAAGAAGUGUUGAUUACAUUGGAUAUGGAGGAAACUAGUCUUCUUGAUAUUAAAACUAGUAAACGUUUAAAUUCUGUUUAUAAACCUCCUUUGAUUAUUCCAGAGGUUUUCCCAGCUCCUGAUGCUAUAUCUGAUAUGAUUUCUAAGGAAUGUAAUAGGCCUGAUACUUCUUUUAUUCCUUCUUCAAGGUUUAAAAAAUUGUAUCCUUUGCCAGCAGUUACUUUAGAGAUUUGGGAAAAGAUCCCCAAAGUUGAUGGGGCUAUCUCUAAUCUUGCUAAACGUACUACUAUUCCUACGGAAGGUAUUACUUCUUUUAAAGAUCCUUUAGAUAGGAAACUUGAAUCAUAUCUAAGGAAAGCCUAUUUAUAUUCAGGUAAUCUUCUCAGGCCUGCAAUAUCUUUGGCUGAUGUUGCAGCUGCUUCAACUUUUUGUUUGGAGACUUUAGCGCAACAAGUAUUGGAUCAUGAUUUGUCUAGCAUUGUUAACUUGAUUCAACAUGCUAAUAAUUUUAUUUGUGAUGCCAUUUUUGAUAUCAUCAAAAUUUAUGUUAAAUCUAUGUCUUUAGCUAUUUUAGCUAGAAGAGCUUUGUGGCUUAAAUCUUGGAAUGCUGACAUGACUUCUAAGUCCAGAUUGCUAUCUCUUUCUUUCCAAGGUAAUAAGUUAGUUGGUUCUCAGUUGGAUUCAAUAAUUUAAAUUGUCACUGGGGGGAAGGGAGUUUUUUUGCCUCAGGAUAAAAGACCUAAGGGUAAAUCUAAAGCUUCUAACUGUUUUAGUUCCUUUCGACAAAAUAAGGAACAGAAACCUAAUCCCUCCCCCAAGGAAUCUCUUUCCAAUUGGAAGACUUCCUCCAAUUGGAAUAAAUCCAAGCCAUUAAAGAGAUCAAAGUUAGCCCCCAAGUCCACAUGAAGGUGCGGCCCUCAUUCCAACUCAGCUGGUAGGGGGCAGAUUAAGAUUUUUCAAGGAUGUUUGGACCAAUUCGGUCCAAAAUCAAUGGAUUCAGAGAAUUGUCUCUCAGGGGUACAGAAUAGGAUUCCGAGUAAGACCGCCUGUGAGAAGAUUUUUUCUCUCAUGCAUCCCUGCAAACCCAGUAAAGGCUCAGGCUUUCCUGAAGUGUGGUAAUCAUGCCAGUUCCGUUUCAGGAACAGGGUCUGGGGUUUUAUUCAAGUCUAUUCAUUGUCCCAAAGAAAGAAAAUUUAUUCAGACCAGUUUUGGAUCUAAACAUUUUGAAUCGAUAUGUAAGAGUACCAACUUUCAAAAUGUUGAUUAUAAGGACUAUUCUUCCUUUUGUUCAGCAAGGGCAUUAUAUGUCCACAAUAGACUUACAGGAUACAUAUCUUCAUAUUCCGAUUCAUCUAGAUCACUAUCAGUUCCUGAGAUUCUCUUUUCUAGACAAGCAUUACCAAUUUGUUGCUCUUCCGUUUGGCCUAGCGAUAGCUCCAAGAAUAUUUUCAAAGGUUCUCGUGAACUACUCUCUGUAAUCAGAGAGCAGGGUAUUGCGGUGUUUCCUUAUUUGGAUAAUAUCUUGGUACUUGCUCAGUCUUUACAUUCUGCAGAAUCUCACAUGAAUCAACUUGUGUUGUUUCUUCAAAAACAUGGUUGGAGGAUCAAUUUACCAAAAAGUUCUUUGAUUCCUCAGACAAGGGUAACCUUUUUAGGUUUCCAGAUAGAUUCAGUAUCCAUGACUUUAUCUCUAACGAACAAGAGACGUUUGAAAUUGGUUGCAGCCUGUCGGAACCUUCAGUCUCAGUUAUUCCCUUCAGUAGCUAUGUGCAUGGAAGUUUUAGGUCUCAUGACUGCAGCAUUGAACGCAAUCCCCUUUCCCCGUUUUCAUAUGAGACCUCUCCAGCUUUGUAUACUAAACCAAUGGUGCAGGGAUUAUACAAGGAUAUCACAAUUAAUAUCCUUAAAUCCCAAUGUUCGACUAUCUCUGACUUGGUGGUUAGAUUACCAUCGUAUUGUUCUAGGGGCCUCUUUCGUUCGUCCAACCUGGACUGUGAUCACAACAGAUGCAAGUAUUUUAGGUUGGGGAGCUGUUUGGGGAUCUCUGCCAGCACAAGGGGUUUGGAAAUCUCAAGAGGCGAGAUUACCAAUAAACAAUAAAUAUUUUGGAACUCUGUGCGAUUCUCAGGGCUCUUCAGUUUUGGCCUCUAUUGAAGAGAGAACCGUUCAUUUGUUUUCAGACAGACAAUAUAAUAACUGUGGCAUAUGUCAAUCAUCAGGGUAGGACUCAAAGUCUUUAAGCUAUGAAAGAAGUAUCUUGGAUACUUGUUUGGGCAGAAUCCAGCUCCUGUCUAAUUUCUGCGGUUCAUAUUCCAGGUAUAGACGCGAUUUAAGUAGAUUUAUGUGAUAGAUCUAUUCUGGUUUUCUUCUACCAGGUUGACUCACUUUAUAAUUAACAUUAUUGACCUGUUCAAUAAUCUCAUAUGGACCUUGCCAACUUGCCAGGAAUUUACCUUCAACUCUAGGUACCAAAACUAGAACUCUAUCUCUAGGUUGGAAAACCCUUAGCCUUGCAUUUUUAUUAUAACUGGCUUCCUGAGCUCUUUGUGAUUUCUGCAUAUUUUCCCUUACUAUUGGCAUUAUAGCUUCCAUUUUUCUUGAAUUUGUGCUACAUGCUGUAUAACACUACGGUGCAGUGAAAAACCUGUGGAAGCCUGGGGCACUUCCCUAAUGGAAAACAUAAGGUACGGAAACAAACAAUCCCAGUUCUUUCCAUCCUUGUCUACCACUUUACGCAACAUGCUUUUUAGAUUUUUAUUAAACCUCUCAACUAACCCAUCAGUUUGGGGGUGAUACACCAAUGUUUUUAAUUGUUUAAUUUUAAGAAGUUUACAUAACUCUUUCAUAUUUUUUACAUAAAAGGGGUUCCUGGAUCCUUAAGGAUCUCCUUUGGUAUGUCCACCCUGCUGAACAUCAUCAUUAACUCCUUAGCAAUAUUCUUAGAGGAGGUAUUUCGCAAAGGAAUUGCCUCAGUAUAGCGGGUAGCAUAGUCAACCACAUCUAAAAUAUGUGCAUGCCCCCUAGCAAACUUUAGUAAAGGCCCUACCAAAUCCAUUGCUAUUCACUCAAAAGGAAACUAUAUAACAGGAAGAGGUAUUAGUCGAUUGCGGUAACUUUUAAAUGGAGCCUUCAAUUGACAUUCUUGGCAGAAUUUACAAAAUCUCUCUAUUGAAAUAAAAAUACCAGGCCAAUAAAAUUGUGCAAGAACUCUUUCCCUGGUCUUUUCAAAACCAAGGUGCCCCCCCAGCACAUGACUAUGGGCUAAUUUCAAAACAGUAUUUCUAUAAGACGUGGGAACCAAUAGUUGCUCCACCUCUUCAACCCCUUUCAUUUCUGCUCUAUAAAGCAGGUUAUUUUUCACCUUAAAAUAAGGAAAACAUAAUUGUUUUUCAGGACCCAUGACAGUGCCUUCAAUUACUUGAACAUUCUCCCUCGCCACUAUCAGAGUCGGGUCCUCCCAUUGGGCAGUUUGGAAAUUACAAGAAUUAAUCCCUAGAUCCUCAAGUUCUAUGUCUUCUCCAGAAGCAUUACUCUGAGGGGGUUCUGCCUCAUUGCCCAGACACACCAGAGGUGCCUUCUGUGCAGUGUCUGGUUCCCAAUCAAUAUUGGAGAAUGGAAAAAUGGUUUCCAUUCCCUUCACCUCCUGUACCUCCCCAGGACUAAUCCCAUGACCUACUGAAGGUUUCUCCCACACUUUACAAAAGUGAGGAAAGUCUUUCCACAUUACUAUAUCAUAGGGCAACACAGGUACUGCCCCUAUGCAACACUUAACUUUACCAAUAUCUGUGAUAAUUUAAACCUCAGCUGUAGGGUAUGAGUGUCCCCCCCAUGUAUACAGACAAUAUCAAGCAUUUGAUCUCUAUCUAACUUUUCUGGCUGAAGCAAAACACUUUUUACCAAAGUAACUUCACUCCCUGAAUCCAGGAGUGCUUGUACACUCUCACCCUCCACAUUCACAGAUCUUAAAUGACUAGAACAUACAGUACUGGAAACAAAAGACAUUUUGGUGCAGGUUAACAUUGUACUAUGUCUGUCCCUUGCACCCAUAUUACAUUGCAUAGGCCCUGUGUACAGUUACGUGCAAUAUGCCCUAACUCUUGACAUUUAAAACACAUUAUUUGUCCAUAAUGGUUCCCUAGGGAGUCAUUUCCCACCAUAGUCAUUUUGUUCCUGGUUAUCAAUAGACCUCUGUGCUUCUGUUUUUUUUUAUAAGGUAGCUUUGAUUUAGAUUGAGGAUCAUUGCUUUGCAAUUCCUUAGCAGUCAAAUAUCUCUCAACCAGGCUCAUCAUUUCUUCUGGGUCUUUAGGAUCCCCUUGACUGACCCACUGUCGAAGUCCAGCAGGAAGAUUCCUGGGAAAUCUGUCCAUUACAACCAUUUCUAUAACUUUUGUGGCUGCAUUAAUGUCCGGCUGCAGCCAUUUCUGAGCAAGUCUCAGCAGUUUAUAAAUUUCGACUCUUGUAGGUUUUCCCAUCUCAAACACCCAAUUGUUAAAUCUUUGGGUGCGAAUUGCAGGUGUUACUCCCAAUCAUGUAAGAAUUUCAGUUUUUAGUUUCUGAUAAUCUUGAGCUUGGCUGUGAGAAAUCCUCAUAUACUUUCUGGGCUUCUCCACUAAGACAUGGUGCGAGUAGCCCUGCCCACUGUUCAGGUGGCCACUUUUCUCUGGCAGCAAUCCUCUCAAAAGUUGUGAGGUAAGCCUCAAUAUCAUCCGUCUCUGGCAACUUAUGCAGAAAGUAAUUUGCUCGGAUAUAGCUCCCCCUAUCCACAGUGGGGGUAGCUACAGAAGGUUGUAGGACUUGCAGCAAUACAUUAACAAGUGUGGUUCUAUCCUCUCACUGGGCAUUCAUCAUGCUGCUAACUUGUGCAGUCAGUAAGCGAUUUGUCUCCUGCUGUACAGCAGUAGUUUGCACCAAAACCUUCACCAGCUCCUCCAUUUUGUAUAAUUUCUCCUCUUAGAAGCAACAGGUAACACAAAGGCAGGUAUAUGCUUAAAAGGCACAGUGUCACUUUUAUUUUCAACAGUUUAAAGCAAAAGUUUUAUUAGUGCAGCUUGCAGAAAACUUUUAUACCCACAGACCAUAUGCCCGCAUUCUCCACCAUAUUGUAAUCCAGCACCCACUCCUGAUGCCUGGUUUAAAGGAAAUAGCACAAUCCUUUAGGGUAUAAAUGACACAGCCUUGAUACAUUUAAACAGUCAGUUUUAUUUUCACUGUCCAAGUGCAGAUAACAGCAAUGUGUUUUAUAGCAGUUUAACACACUUAAGACUACAAACAAAAAGCCUAGCUCAGUUGGAACACUUACUAACAUAAUUUAAAUCACUUGCUAAAACAGGGUAAACUAAACUAAACAAAACAUGCUGGGGUUUAAAAACUGAAUACACAUUUCAACAUAUACACAUGAUCACUCACAAUUCCCUGUUCUCUGUCACAGUGUAUAUAUGUCUGUAAAUACAUAUAUACAUAUAUACACUUAUAAAUACAUAAAUUCAUAUGUACACAUAUAUAAACAUAUAUAUAUAUAUAUAUAUAUAUUUAGUAUAUGUAUGUAUGUCUAUGUUAAAUCACUUUGCCUGCCUUUUUUUCUAACACCUUAGACCUCAUAUCUUUGUGUCCUUAUUUUUGUGCAAUUUUUUUCAUAAUUUUUAUUAGAUGUUGUUUUUAUAAGUGUACCUCUACUUUGUAAUGUAUUUUUAAAGUGUUUUGUUUCUCUCUCUCUCUCUCCUCUCUCUCCUCUCUCUCCUCUCCUCUCUCUCCUCUCUCUCCUCUCUCUCCUCUCCUCUCUCUCUCUCUCUCCUCUCUCUCCUCCCUCUCUCUCUCCUCUCUCUCCUCUCUCUCUCUCUAAAUAGGGGUAUCUAUACACUGUAUUUAUCUUCCUUUAAAGGAAUAUAAAACCCAUUUUUUUUCUUUCAUGAUUCAGAUAUAGCAUGACAUUUUAAACAACUUUCUAAUUUACUCCUUUUAUACAUUUUUCUUUGUUCUCUUGGUAUCUUUAUUUGAAAAAUCAAGAAUGUAAGCUGGUUAGCGCCUGCUGAUUGGUGGAUACAUUUAGACACCAAACAGCAAGCAGGAAUGGUAGCAUAGGAGCCGUCCAAUUUAUGGUUUAGCAACCUUGGUAGCGCUUGCUAUCUAGCCACCAAUUAGCAAGUUCUACCCAGGUGCUGAACCAAAAAUGGCCCGGCUCCUAAGCUUACAUUCCUGUUUUUUUAAAUAAAGAUACCAAGAGAACAAAGAAACAUUGACAAUAGGCAUAAAUUAGAAAGUUGCUUAAAUUUGCUGCUCUAUCUGAAUCAUGAAAGCUUAAUUUUGACCUGACUAUCCCUUUAAAGAACUUUUGGGUUUGAAGAAAACAUUUUUGUUCCUCACAUCUGAAACCUCUAAAUGAAAUACAACCGAUAAAAUGACUUCUACAUCUCCUAUAGCUCCGGGAUGUGGUGUCUGUUUUGUCACAGUCUGUCUCAGUCUCUCUGAAUCCAUCAGUGAGACUGUCAGUUUACGUCAGAGCACAGAAUGCCACAGGAUCACCCUCAGACCAUGGAGUAAGGUUUAUGGUCUAACCAAGUUGUUGGGCAUUUUAGAAAUUCUUGUGACUCUUAACAGAAACAACAAUCACAAGUGACAUCUUUAUGUCAAGCCAUCUUCUUAAGUAAACAAUGUGGUAUUUUAUUAAUCCCUCAUAAUAUUAUUAUUUUAAAAAUGUUGGCUUUGAACUAAACACACAUUGGGUAAAGCUGUUGUGAAGCUGGUGUCCUGAAAACCCAUGAUGUUUGUUUUUGUCUACACUGUAAGAUUUUUGGAACAGAGACAUUGGACUCUUGAAUCACUCUGUAUUUUGUAUAUGUCUCAUGAUAUAAUAAUUUAUAAUGUGCAAAUUUCAAGUAUUAUGUUUUUUUGUACAAAUGUAAUGCACUGAUUUGACUUUUUAAUGGUAAAGAAUGUGAUGAAUAAAAUGGUGAGGAUAAUCUUGAUGAAAGACGA